GGAACAUGAAACCAAUGCAGCCGCUUGCCGUGAGUAUGCAGGAUGCAGCCAAAAGUGAACCUGCAGCGCUUGGUGUCUGCAUGUGUUGUGCCGUGUGUGUGCAGAUCUGCGUUGUCGACAACAUUUUCAACGUUUGCAUCGGUCACCGUGGUCACCACCAUCAGCGUGCUGGUGAGAGCAACACAAGAGCCUUUUUUGCACCUUCACCUCUUUCUCCUCUCCCCCCCCUCUUGCAGCAAUACGUGAUCCCCGCCCGCAGCCGGAGUCCCUUCCGCAUCAUGUCAUCGUUCGUGCGGAAUGUGACCGAUUGCCCCCCACAGCAGAAGCCAGACCAUCCUCAUUCUCUCUCCCUGUCGUCAGCGGCAACGGUCCCAUCCUCCAUGUCAGCUCCAUCCGUGGUGUCAGCAUCAUCACCUGAGCGGUUCAUAUACGAUGAGAUCCGACAGGCUGACCGGACCCUCGUCAAGGAGCCUGGCAUCUGUAGAUACUGGUGAUUGCAGGGAAAAAGAGAAGGCAGUAUGCUUGCCGUGAUACGUUCGUUGCUGUGUGCGUGCAGGUUUGGCCUCCCAUUUGUCGAUCGCUGGCGGGGGUUCCGCGUGCAGAUAUGCCAAAGCCGACACAACAAUGGCGAAAGCACACUGCAAAAGACCGGCAACUCCUCGCUGACAUCCCCUGUGUCAUCCAUCAACUGCUUUUUGAGGAAGGGUGACUUCCCCUUCCCUCGGCUGAUGUGUGACUUCGUCGGUAUCAAAGUGGCCGUAUGGCAGUACGCGACGGGCGGCAAGGGCUGGGGCCCGCCCGGGGAAGAUGAGUGGGAGGGAAUCGACACCGGCUGCAGCCCUGACUUGCAGCUGGAAGAUCCAUCAGAUAUGACACACAGCCCUCCGUCCCGGUUUCUGUCGAAGCUGCACUAUCAAGGCGACCCGAACGGUCAUGGCGAGGUGACGUGCAAUGAGAGCGAGUGGGUGAGGCAUCCGGUGCUUGUGCUGGAGAGGUACAGAGAAGGAGCCCGUUAUAUGCUGCAAUGUGUGUGCUGUGCUGUGCUGUAUUGUAUUGUAUUGUAUUGUAUGGGUGUGUGCAGGUGGGACCCGACAAACAACAACCAGUUCCAUCUUGAUGCGGGUAUCUAGAUGAGACAGUAGAAAAACUUGGUGGGACGACAAAUGCCUGCAUUGUGUCGGGUGCAGUUGGGUCUUUCAUUGCCUUGGCUGUGGCUGGGGUGUCGCCCUUUGAGACACAAUUCCUUGCAAGUAAUUACAUACAGCAAAGAAUGGACGAGACACAUCUUUGUCUUCCGCGCCUUGUGUGGGGGGGAAUGCAGUCGACAAGCAGCCGCCCGGCCAUUACGUCGACUUCUGGAGGAGUGUCUUCCCCUCCUACCCCCCCGUCUUCCUGGGCACCUCCCCGUCGCCAGCCACCCAGCGGUUCUACGAGGGGAAGCUGUGCUUCUCGCGUCUGGCCUUCGGCGCCCACGGAGGAGUGGGGCUGAUGAACCUCGAGUGGCAGAAGCAAGCAGCAGACAAGGUGCUCCUGCGCGGCAACUCCCCUGCGACCUUCCAUCCACUGGGCAAAGGACAUUCCAACAUCUGUGGCUCGGCCAUCAUGCACGCCUUCCGCGCUCACGUGCUGACGGCCCUCAGUCUCUCCAAGGACCGAGACACUGAUCAAGUGGAUGGGGGAGACAGCAGCAACAGCACUGUGGAGGUGUUGGAAGAAAGGCAGCUGAGCAGCACGACCACCGUGGCAAUGAUGGAUGAGUUUGUGCGGCACCGAUGGCAGUGGCCCCCAGGCGUCAGAGGCGCAUCCUGUGGCUCAGCAGACGGCCAUACCCACAACUCUUCGACAAGGCGGCGGGCCGGGUCCAUAAUUACAAACCAGACAGACAGGUGACCCACAAAUGCUUCACUUCAGAAGCAAAUAUCGUUUGUGUGUGUGUUAUGAUGGGGGACGGGGCAGGUGGGCAACGAGAAGGAGCUGCUGGUGUCUCUCCGGGAGUCUUUGGACAAGGCAGCAACAACCGACAGCCGCUUCUCUGGGUGGCAGAUAGACAACUUCAACCCUGGUGAGCACCGGUUCCGGGACCAAGCUUUGAUGGCGGCCGCGGCUGACAUCCUGGUGGGCGUGCACGGGGCGGGCCUGACUCUCUGCAUAUACAUGCGGAACGGUUCGGCGGUGAUCGAGAUGUUCGGGGGCAAUCGCGGGCCUGGCAACAGGCAAUUCCACACGACCUGUGCGAAGGUGGGCCACCGACGGUGGGAGAUGCACGAGUCGCUGCAGCAUGUGGCGCCCGAGAAGGUGUGGGAGCCGGUGCGGCAGGCCAUUGAGCAGCUGGAUGCUCUCGAGUGAGUGGAGCGUGGGGGAGGGUGAGGUGGGGUUUCUGUGUGGCAUGUGGAGAUAGGCUCUGUCUUUGUGCGAGAGACGCGAGUCAGCCGACGUGCGUGUGUGCGAUGGAUGGAUGGAUGGAUGCAUCGAUGGGUGGAGAUCGAUGGAUGCGC
Molecule: messenger RNA, 2495 nt
Organism: Vitrella brassicaformis
Lineage: Eukaryota; Vitrellaceae
Source: the annotation of a GenBank genome assembly